AUGCAUGACCACGCUGGUCAGGAACCCCUGCCUGGUUCGUUGCACCUUCAAUAUUACCGUUCGAGUAUGAUGUAUAAGGUAAUACUUUUUCUUGGAAUAUGCUGGGCGUUCGCUUCAGGUUCCAAGCCAUUAGGCGAGCAUGCAGCGAGGCUACCAGUAGCUGAUAAUAAGUGUCAGAAAAUCAUUAACUGUUACUAUACCUAUCAAGGAGAUGAGCAAAUAGAUGAAACUCUAGACAUAGAGAUGAUCAAUGUGUCUCUUUGCACUAACUUAUUUUACAGUCUGGCUAAUAUUGAAAAAGACGCUUCUAUACAAAUUACUGAUGAAUACACGGAUCUCAACUUGAAUGCGUUUCGAAGGAUCAACGCUCUUCGAAAAAAGAAUAGACGCUUGAAAACCUUAGUCGCAAUGCAGGAUUCUAUUUGGGAUUCUCCAGACAAAAAUAAUAAAAAUAAAAUAUUAUUUGAUCCGACUCUGAGAGAAAAACUUGUUGGUAAUAUUGUGAACUUCGUGGAAAAAUAUAAAUUCAAUGGUAUCGACCUCCAAUCGCAAUAUCUAACGCAAGAGAAUACAGAUGAUUCUGAUAAACAAAAUUUCGUUCUACUCUUGAAGGCACUAAAAGAAAAAUUCGAUAAAAAAGGUUUUAUUUUAUCCUUAGCAGUUGAAGGUAUAGAAGCAACUGCUAAGAAAUAUGAUAUUAAAGAAAUGUCGAAGUAUGUUAGCUUUAUAAAUUUGAGAACAUACAAUUUGCACGGAGAUCUCUACACUAAUGGCAAAAUACUGAAAUCUGGCCAUCUUGCUCCACUGUAUAAUUCAUCCAAAGAAAACACGGAGGAUCGGAAACUAAAUGUUGAUUCCAUCGUGAAAUACUGGAUUUCGAAAGGAGCUCCAACAAAGAAGUUGAUACUGGGAACUACUUUUAAGGGAAUGUCCUAUACUCAUGGGCGGAUUAAGACCUUUCGGGCUGAAUAUGCAAAAAGUAUCCAUCUCGCUGGUGUAUUUGUGGACAGUAUAGAACAAGAUGAUUUCAAUGGACACUGUGGAGGAGUAUUGGAUACUAACUCCAUCAUCGAAAGGAAGGCUGAAUUUUCUAAACAUAUCGAGCUUGGUGGUGUAGUCGUAGAUAAUAAUGAUGGCUAUGAUUUUAUUGAACGCUGUAAAAGAAUCCCCAAACUUGGAUACUGUGAACCGAUUCCUCAGAGACAAAGCAACAGAGUCUAG
This is a messenger RNA of Belonocnema kinseyi, 1221 nucleotides long. Its product is annotated as probable chitinase 10. Gene Ontology annotation, biological process: chitin catabolic process; carbohydrate metabolic process. Bases 1 to 1221 code for a protein of 406 amino acids. NCBI's taxonomy places the organism in Eukaryota, Metazoa, Arthropoda, Insecta, Hymenoptera, Cynipidae. The record is from RefSeq and is a predicted model, not a curated record. The transcript is spliced from 8 exons. Gene Ontology annotation, molecular function: chitinase activity; chitin binding. Gene Ontology annotation, cellular component: extracellular region.